AUGACGACGUAUAUACCCUCCCUCACCCUCCCAGACAUUGUCUUCAAGCAUCCUGCCGCCGCCGUCCUCCUGCCCAUCGCUGCCGGUACAGCAAUCGGCUUCUCGACACGACCAAAAGAAACGCAACAGACAUAUCUCGCGCUCCGACAGCCCCCUCUAAGACCGCCGCCGCAAGUGUUCGGGCCAGUAUGGACGGCGCUAUACGGCGCGAUGGGCUAUGCGGCAUACAGAGCGUAUACUACAGGACUGCAUAGCGUAGACGGAAGCAAGUUGGCUUUGGCGCAGCACGGCGCAACCCUCUACACCCUCCAACUCGGCCUCAACCUCAUCUGGAUGCCGCUCUUCUUCACCUUCAAACGGCCCAUCGAAGCGACCGUCGACAUCGUCGCGCUCACAGGCAUCGUCGGGUACAUGACGUACAUCUGGGGACAGGUGGAUGAAGUGGCAGGGUAUGCUUUGGUGCCGUAUCUGGGCUGGCUGGGGUUCGCGACGUAUUUGAGCGCGGGGACGGGGUAUUUGAAUGGCUGGGACUUUGGGGGGAAGGAGAGGGGGAUAGGGGGUGGAGGGGAUACAAAGUUUACGAAUGAGAAGCCUUGA
Saxophila tyrrhenica is the source of this 597-nucleotide messenger RNA. RefSeq lists its product as uncharacterized. The coding region runs from base 1 to 597 and encodes 198 amino acids. Gene Ontology annotation, cellular component: mitochondrial outer membrane. The transcript is spliced from 2 exons. The record is from RefSeq and is a predicted model, not a curated record. Lineage: Eukaryota; Fungi; Ascomycota; Dothideomycetes; Mycosphaerellales; Extremaceae.